Messenger RNA from Microtus oregoni (creeping vole), 882 nucleotides. Its product is annotated as sodium channel modifier 1. Bases 158 to 832 code for a protein of 224 amino acids. NCBI's taxonomy places the organism in Eukaryota, Metazoa, Chordata, Mammalia, Rodentia, Cricetidae. The transcript is spliced from 7 exons. Gene Ontology annotation, cellular component: nucleus. The record is from RefSeq and is a predicted model, not a curated record. Gene Ontology annotation, biological process: RNA splicing.
CGGCUCGCGCAGUGCAUGCGUGGAAAUGCAUCCUCGGAAGUACAGGCUCAACCUGAAAAAGACAGGAAGCAGAGAAAGCGAUACCCUACUCUUCCUACGGUGGCCUGAAGGAGAAGCGAAGUAGGAGAAUUUAUUAUUUCUGGGACUCACAGUUGCGAUGUCUUUCAAGAGGGAAGGGGACGACUGGAGUCAGCUCAAUGUGCUAAAAAAACGACGGGUUGGAGACUUGCUGGCCAGCUACAUCCCAGAGGAUGAGGCGCUGAUGCUGCGGGAUGGACGCUUUGCGUGUGCCAUUUGCCCCCAUCGCCCAGUACUGGACACCCUGGCCAUGCUGACUGCCCACCGUGCAGGCAAGAAGCAUCUGUCCAGUCUGAAGCUCUUCUAUGGCAAAAAGCAGGCAGGCAAGGAAACAGAGCAAAAUCCAAGGCAGCAGAAAGACCUGAAGACAGAAACCAAAGCUGAGGCGCCUUUGCUAACCCAGACCCGAUUGAUCACGCAGAGUGCUCUGCACAGAGCUCCCCACUAUAACAGCUGCUGCCGGAGGAAACACAGACCGGAAGCCCCUGCUCCCUCUGUCUCCAGUUCUCCUUUGCCAGCCCCAGAGGUUGGACUCCAGAGUGCAAAGAUCAGUAGGGAACCCGAACCUAAGGCAGGAUCGCAUGCCAAAGAGUCAUCUGCUCCCAUGAGCCCCACGAAACGACGAAUCCUGAACCAUUACCUUACCCUUCGAAGCUCGGGAUGGGUCCCAGAUGGACAAGGCCGAUGGAUAAAAGAUGAGAAUGUUGAAUUUGACUCGGAUGAGGAAGAGCCCCCUGAUCUCCCCAUGGACUAACAACCCCUCGCCCCAUUUCUUCCACAGAUAAACUGUAGUUGUUCCUUGUU